AUGGCUUCUUCUUCUUCUCUCGUUCGCAUCAUCCUCAAGCAAAGGUCUUCUUCACAUGCUGCUCUUGCUGCAUGCAACCACCCCACCAUGCGGAGGUUCUUCUCCACAACAGCAACCAUAGUUGAUUCUCCUUCUCUUGCUCAGAGAAUCAGAGAGUUGCCUAAGGACCUCCCGGGAACCAACAUUAAGAAGCAUGUUUCUCAGCUGAUUGGGAGGACUCCACUGGUUUAUCUUAACAAAGUCACCGAAGGAUGUGGAGCAUAUGUUGCUGUCAAACAAGAGAUGAUGCAGCCUACGGCCAGCAUCAAAGACAGGCCAGCAUUUGCAAUGAUCACAGAUGCUGAGAAAAAGAAUCUGAUAAGUCCUGGAAAGACAACUCUGAUUGAGCCUACAUCCGGAAAUAUGGGUAUCAGCAUGGCAUUUAUGGCUGCCAUGAAGGGAUACAAGAUGGUUUUGACUAUGCCCUCUUACACAAGCUUGGAAAGAAGGGUGACCAUGAGAGCAUUUGGAGCUGAAUUAAUCCUCACUGAUCCAACCAAAGGAAUGGGAGGAACAGUAAAGAAGGCGUAUGAACUUUUGGAAAACACACCAAAUGCUUUCAUGCUGCAACAAUUUUCAAACCCUGCCAAUACACAGGUGCAUUUUGAAACAACAGGUCCUGAAAUAUGGGAGGAUACAAAUGGACAAGUUGACAUAUUUGUCAUGGGAAUAGGUAGUGGAGGUACGGUCUCUGGGGUUGGACAGUAUCUUAAGUCCAAAAAUCCUAAUGUUAAGAUAUAUGGAGUGGAGCCAAGUGAAAGCAAUGUGCUGAAUGGUGGUAAACCUGGUCCUCAUCAUAUAACUGGCAAUGGAGUUGGAUUCAAACCAGACAUAUUGGAUAUGGAUGUAAUGGAAAAAGUUCUUGAAGUUAGCAGUGAAGAUGCAGUUAACAUGGCUAGGGUGUUGGCCUUGAAGGAAGGACUCAUGGUAGGGAUAUCAUCUGGAGCUAACACAGUUGCAGCACUCAGAUUGGCUCAGCUGCCUGAAAAUAAAGGCAAGCUUAUUGUGACUGUUCAUCCCAGCUUUGGUGAACGAUACCUGUCAUCUGUCCUGUUCCAAGAACUUCGUCAGGAAGCUGAAAACAUGCAGCCAGUAGCAGUUGAUUAA
Sphenostylis stenocarpa is the source of this 1146-nucleotide messenger RNA. The record is from the annotation of a GenBank genome assembly. Lineage: Eukaryota; Viridiplantae; Streptophyta; Magnoliopsida; Fabales; Fabaceae.